AUCUCUUUGAUUUUCUAUCUCGCUCUCACACCUCUCCCUUCUUUCUUCUUUGUUGUUUGUUUUUUCUUAUUCACUGUCACUGUUUCUUCACGUUUCUGAAACAACUUAAAAAAAAAAAAAAAAAAAAUUAGCUCUCUGAAUAUUUAGUAUUAUCCAAGUGACCGUACGAAACUUUCGAGAGCUCCUUAUUGUUGAAUCGGUCUUCCAGACUAGCGUUUUCGUCUUCUGAGAAAUCAAAGACCCACUUUUGAACUCUUCUCUCUUUGGUGCUUUCGAAAUUUCGAAUCGAAAAACAUCGAAGGGUCUUUUAAACCACUAUUAUUAUUAUUUUUUUUCCCUUAUAUAUAUAAAUUAUAUAUUCGGGAAAUUCAUAAUGCAGACGAGCCAGCGAUUUUUCUGGGUUUUAAAGCCGAUCGAAAAAUCGCCGGCGCUUUAAUGGAAUCGAUGCUGUUCAUGUUAGCUUUUCCAACAUUGGAUGGAGGUAAUGGUUCGGAGUAGUCCAUGUUCCGUGCUCAGAUUUGGUACAAAGCGUCGAUUUGCUGUCGUUAUCCUCGAGCUAGUAUUGAUAUCGGUAUGGUUGGAAGCUGCUAGGGCAAAAACGCCUGAACACAAAGUGCAAUGGCAAGGCGCAGAAAAGGGAACUGAAAACAUUGUAUCACACUCCUGCAUCCAUGACCAGAUACUUGAACAAAGAAGGCAACCCGGUCGAAAGGUGUACACCGUUACCCCACAGGUGUAUGAGGAAUAUGGUAUAUCUAAACCUAUUCACCGCAAAGGUAGGGCAUUGCUUGGUAUGUCCGAGUCACUGGAGCAGCAGAAGGAUGCUAAGCAGCCCAUUAGGAUAUAUCUAAAUUAUGAUGCUGUUGGUCAUUCGCUUGAUAGAGAUUGUCGAAAUAUUGGCGAUACUGUGAAGCUUGGGGAGCCUCCAGUGACGUCUCUUCCUGGAUCACCUUCUUGCAAUCCUCACGGCGAUCCUCCAAUUUCUGGUGACUGCUGGUAUAACUGCACUUUGGAUGAUGUAGCUGGGGAGGACAAAACUCAUCGUCUUCGCAAGGCUCUUGGGCAGACAGCAGAGUGGUUCAGGAGAGCCUUGGCUGUUGAACCUGUGAAAGGGAAUCUGCGGUUAAGUGGAUACUCUGCUUGUGGUCAGGAUGGAGGUGUACAGCUGCCACGUGAAUAUGUGGAAGAGGGUGUUUCUAAGGCAGACCUGGUUCUCCUGGUGACAACAAGGCCUACCACUGGUAACACGCUUGCAUGGGCAGUGGCAUGUGAACGUGAUCAAUGGGGCCGUGCAAUUGCCGGUCAUGUAAAUGUUGCUCCUCGUCAUUUGACUGCUGAAGCAGAGACUUUACUUUCAGCCACUCUUAUACAUGAGGUUAUGCACGUUCUUGGUUUUGAUCCCCAUGCCUUUGCCCAUUUUAGGGAUGAGAGGAAAAGAAGGCGUAGCCAGGUUACAGAACAAAUCUUGGACGAGAAACUUGGGCGUAUGGUGACACGUGUGGUGCUUCCACGUGUUGUCAUGCACUCACGAUAUCAUUAUGCGGCAUUCUCUGAGAAUUUCACUGGUUUAGAACUAGAAGAUGGGGGAGGACGUGGCACAUCAGGAUCUCACUGGGAAAAGAGGCUUCUGAUGAAUGAGAUUAUGACAGGUUCAGUGGAUACAAGAUCUGUGGUUUCUAAAAUGACAUUGGCUUUGUUAGAAGACAGUGGAUGGUACCAGGCUAAUUAUAGUAUGGCAGACCGCCUUGAUUGGGGCCGCAAUCAAGGAACUGAAUUUGUCACCUCUCCUUGCAAUCUCUGGAAAGGGGCAUACCAUUGCAACACAACACAGUUGUCAGGCUGCACAUAUAACAGGGAGGCUGAGGGUUACUGUCCAAUUGUAAGUUAUAGUGGAGACCUCCCUCAGUGGGCACGGUACUUUCCUCAGGCUAACAAAGGUGGGCAGUCAUCAUUGGCUGAUUACUGCACCUACUUUGUAGCUUAUUCUGAUGGAUCAUGUACUGACACUAAUAGUGCACGAGCACCUGACAGAAUGUUGGGUGAAGUGCGAGGGAGUAACUCUAGGUGUAUGGCCUCGUCCUUAGUUCGUACUGGUUUUGUACGUGGUUCAAUGACCCAAGGAAAUGGUUGCUAUCAGCACAGAUGCAUUAACAAUACAUUAGAGGUUGCCGUGGAUGGCAUGUGGAAAGUAUGUCCAGAAGCUGGUGGACCAAUUCAGUUCCCUGGAUUUAAUGGUGAUUUGAUUUGCCCUGCAUAUCACGAACUCUGUGGCACAGGCAUACAUCCUGUGUCCGGAAAAUGUCCCAAUUCAUGUAAUUUCAAUGGAGACUGCAUCGAUGGAAAGUGCAACUGUUUUCUUGGGUUUCACGGUUCUUACUGUAGUAAACGUUCUUGUCCUAGUCGUUGUAGUGGACAUGGAAAUUGCCUUUCGAAUGGGCUUUGUGAAUGUGAAAAUGGGUUCACUGGAAUUGACUGCUCAACCGCUGUUUGUGAUGAACAAUGCAGCCUUCAUGGAGGGGUUUGUGAUAAUGGAGUCUGUGAAUUCCGUUGUUCUGACUAUGCAGGUUACUCAUGCCAGAACAGUUCCAUGCUCCUCUCUAGUCUUUCAGUUUGUAAAAAUGUCUUGGAGAGAGAAUUGUCUGGUCAGCACUGCGCACCCAGUGAACCAAGUAUACUGCAGCAGCUAGAAGAAGUAGUUGUCAUGCCAAACUACCACCGUUUGUUCCCAGGUGGUGCUAGGAAGCUAUUUAGUAUUUUUGGCAACAGCCAUUGUGAUGCUGCUGCAAAGCAGCUAGCAUGCUGGAUCUCAAUCCAAACAUGUGACAAGGAUGGGGACAACCGGCUUCGAGUAUGUCAUUCAGCUUGCCAGUCAUAUAAUAGAGCGUGUGGAGCAUCACUUGACUGUUCGGAUCAAACCCUCUUCAGCAGCGAAGAGGAAGGUGAGGCUCAGUGCACAGGCUCCAGUGUGACAAAAUUAGUAGUACCAGUGUGGAAACGGUUGAUAAGUAGUUUCCCGUUCCCUGUUAGUUUAUUCAAAAGAACAUCUGUAAAAUAUAGUCAGGUCUAGUGUAUCAUUUUUUUUUUUUUGCCCCCUAAUUUUUUGGCUUGUAAUUUUUCUAGGCUGUUAUAGUAGGCAAAGGUGGCACUUAGUGGAUGUGCCGUAGAUGUAGGUCCCCUUGUGCAUGGCCCAAUGAUGAUUAGCAAAAAGUUGGGUUUGAGGGUUACUGGGUUUGGCUUUCAAAGAUGGAAGCCGCUUGUAGAGAAAAUUGGAAUUGUAUGCAAAGAAAAAAAAAAAAAAAAAAAAAAAAAAAAAGAGAGAAAAAAAAAAAAAAAAGAAAGAUAAAAA
Molecule: messenger RNA, 3346 nt
Organism: Ziziphus jujuba (common jujube)
Lineage: Eukaryota; Viridiplantae; Streptophyta; Magnoliopsida; Rosales; Rhamnaceae
Exons: 17
Coding region: 476-3067 (863 amino acids)
Biological process (GO): cell adhesion; proteolysis
Cellular component (GO): membrane; cytoplasm
Molecular function (GO): metalloendopeptidase activity; protein binding
Source: RefSeq, a predicted model, not a curated record